Messenger RNA from Cryptotermes secundus, 599 nucleotides. RefSeq names its product cytochrome c oxidase assembly factor 6 homolog. The transcript is spliced from 6 exons. NCBI's taxonomy places the organism in Eukaryota, Metazoa, Arthropoda, Insecta, Blattodea, Kalotermitidae. Gene Ontology annotation, cellular component: mitochondrion; respiratory chain complex IV. Gene Ontology annotation, biological process: respiratory chain complex IV assembly. The coding region runs from base 203 to 553 and encodes 116 amino acids. The record is from RefSeq and is a predicted model, not a curated record.
UUCGUGAGUCCGCGUGAACUGUGGUAUGACGUUCGCAUAUAGAAACUAAUCCGUGGUUUUCUGUGUAAGAAGUUAUGUGGAUUGGCUCAGUUCCCAAACCAGCUACCAAUACCAUUGGCUGUUGCAGAGGUUGUGCUGUUCCCAGUGGUUCUUGGCCAGCAUCAGACCUGGCAGCAAGCAUCCAGUGUGUUUCAAGGUUGCCAUGUCCUUUAUAUCUAAAGCUGAGCGACAAAAGUGCUGGGACUCUCGUGAUCGCUAUUGGGAUUGCCUUGAUAGAAACACAGAGGAGCGUGAGCGUUGCUUGAAAUUAAGGCAGGCUUAUGAGAAUUCCUGUCCAACACAGUGGGUGAAGCACUUCGACCGGAAAAGAGACUACCUGAAGUUCAAAGCACACAUAGAGAAAGAGGGGUAUGAGCCUCUGGACAAGAUCCCAUCCUCUCCAUCUGUUGUUCCCCAGUCUACAAGCCCUUUGCAGACAAUUACUCGAAGACAUCGAGUCUACAAAGAGCUGAUGGGGUAUAGAACGGAGAAUUGCAAGAGUGCAGACUUCUAGAACUGAUAAGAAGAAGGAACUGGACAGUUGUCAUAAUGGGAGACAC